This is a messenger RNA of Cicer arietinum (chickpea), 2032 nucleotides long. RefSeq names its product plant intracellular Ras-group-related LRR protein 9-like. Gene Ontology annotation, molecular function: protein binding. NCBI's taxonomy places the organism in Eukaryota, Viridiplantae, Streptophyta, Magnoliopsida, Fabales, Fabaceae. The record is from RefSeq and is a predicted model, not a curated record. Gene Ontology annotation, cellular component: cytoplasm.
AUGUUGUCCUCUCCGGCUCUCGUAGCUGUAGCAGAAGCAAAGAAGAAAACAAAAGAAAAGCGAUACUCUCAACUGAACGGUACACUCAAUCUAAUCUAUAUAAUACUCAAUUAUCAAUUCAUAUCUCUCUCUCAUUUCAACCAUGGAUCCCAACCCACGAACCUUCCCGAUUCUCUCCUACGUCAUGUCCCGCCUCCCAUCCUUAACUUCCAAAACCCCUACUCCCACUGAUAUCGAAUUAUUCGACAUCGAACAGCCACACUCUCCUCCACACUCCCAAAUCGUUUCUCAAAUGCCAAACCUAACCGACCCCCAACUUCUUGCCUCAAUGGGCCGGGCCAUCUCUGAUGUAUGUCAGGCCCGUUCCGUUCUUAACCUAAUCGGCCACCGCCCCACUCACGAGGAAGUGGACCACGCAAAGGCCAAGCUACUUCAAAUUGAAGCCCAACUCUCACGCCAGCUGGAAGGAAUCGUACUGCUUGCUAGGCCCCCGGAGAUCGAGAUUCAUGGAUGGCGGGCCCACCAAGCGGAGAAGGAGAAGCAGUGCAGGGAAGAGGCUGAGAAGGAGAAGCGCGUUUGGAAAUCGCUGUUGCAGUUGGAUGAGAUGCAUGAGGCUUACGAGAAGCUUCUCAAGGACUCUGAGAAACGAUUGGUUACAAUGUACGAGUCUGCCGGCGACGGUGACGGCGACGGCGACGUUGUUGGUGGAGGCGGUGAUGAGGUGAAUGAAGAGGUUGUGGGUAUUCUGCAGGAAGCGUAUGGUAAAGGAAUGGAACGAAUUGACCUUUCUAACCGGAAAUUGAAGCUCUUGCCCGAAGCUUUUGGUCGGGUUCCUGGUUUGCUUGUGCUUGACGUUUCGGCUAAUCAGCUUUUGGCAAUUCCUGACUCAAUAGCUCGCUUGGAAAACCUGGAGGAGCUUAAUCUCUCUUCAAAUCUUUUGGAAUCACUGCCCGAUUCAAUUGGGUUACUGCAAAGGUUGAAAUUGCUCAAUGUUUCUGGAAACAAACUUACUGCCCUUCCUGAUACCAUUUGUCAGUGCAGGUCAUUAGUUGAGCUGGAUGCAAGCUUUAACAAUCUGUCAUACUUGCCAACAAACAUUGGGUAUGAACUACCAAACUUGAAGAAACUCAUGAUUCAAUUGAACAAAAUUCGAUCUCUUCCCUCAUCCAUUUGUGAGUUGGAGUCGUUGUGCUAUUUGGAUGCUCACUUCAAUGAGCUCCACGGGCUCCCAAUAGCAAUUGGGAGACUGACUAAUCUGGAAGUUCUCAACUUGAGCAGUAAUUUCACUGAUCUUAAAGAACUUCCAGAGACAUUUGGUGAAUUGACUAAUCUCAGGGAAUUGGAUCUCAGUAAUAAUCAGAUCCAUGCACUUCCCGAUACAUUUGGUUGCCUUGAUAACUUGACCAAGCUCAACUUGGAACAGAAUCCUAUUGAAUUGCCACCAGUAGAGAUUGUAAAUCAAGGGGUCCAAGCCAUCAAGACUUUUAUGGCCAAAAGGUGGAUUGAUAUGCUGGUAGAAGAAGAAAGAAAAAGCAAUCAAGAAAUGCAUGAACAAGUUGAGGGUGGCUGGUUAACACGAAGCACCUCCUGGUUGAAGAAUGUUUCUGGAAAUGUAGUUGGGUAUCUUGGAACUGCCGUUGGAUCUCCUAUGUUACCCAAAUCUCCCAAAGAUGCUUAUCUUGAUCAGCAGCUAUGAGGUGAGAUUUGUCUAACUCUUAUUGAGAAAUGUCAAGCCUGCAUUUCUGAUGAAGAUUGUAGAUUACAGAUACAAUGUAUAUGCUUGGUUCCAAACAACACUUCCUGCCACUUCCUCUUUUGUUCUCCACCCAAUAUCCAACAUAAGGGCUCGGUGCUUUGGUAAUUAGUUUAUGUAAUCAAGGGGCAUGUCACUCACAAAAAAUAAUUGUCUAAAAUUUGAUGAUUGUUUUAUUUAAAAAAAUGUAAAAUAAACAAAACCAAUUAUACAUGCCACAUGUUGUGAUUUGAAUGGAAGGUGAUUUGAGUCAUUGAGUGAAAAGAGUAUAUAUUAGUA